CCGCGGGAGGCGGGCUGGGGUCGCGCCGCGGCGUUCCCCGCCGGCCUGAAGGAGGACGCGGGGCGCUCGGUGGGCCCCAGCCAUGGGGUGUUGCGACGCGCGGGGGCUGCUCUGGAGAUUCGGCCUCUUCCUCCCCCUGCUGACGGCGCGCCCCGCAGCCGGCGGACACGGCGCCUCCAACCAAGUUGUGCUGCUUGAUACUACAGCUGUCCUUGGAGAAUUAGGAUGGAAAACAUUUCCUUUAAAUGGGUGGGAUGCCAUUACUGAAAUGGAUGAACACAAUCAUCCCAUUCAUACGUACCAGGUGUGCAAUGUGAUGGAACCAAACCAAAACAACUGGCUUCGAACAAACUGGAUUUCCCGUGAUGCUGCACAGAAAAUCUAUGUGGAAAUGAAGUUUACCCUGAGGGACUGCAACAGCAUUCCGUGGGUAGUGGGAACCUGCAAGGAAACUUUUAAUCUCUACUACAUGGAAUCAGAUGAGUCUCAUGGAUUAAAAUUCAAGCCAAACCAGUACACUAAAAUUGAUACUAUUGCGGCUGAUGAGAGCUUUACUCAGAUGGACUUGGGUGAUCGCAUUCUUAAACUCAACACAGAAGUUCGUGAGGUUGGGCCAAUAAACAAGAAAGGCUUUUAUCUUGCAUUUCAGGACAUUGGAGCAUGUAUUGCUUUGGUCUCAGUCCGUGUUUAUUACAAGAAGUGCCCUUUCACAGUCCGUAACUUGGCCAUGUUUCCUGAUACUAUUCCAAGGGUUGAUUCUUCCUCUUUGGUGGAAGUGCGGGGCUCCUGUGUGAAGAGUGCUGAGGAACGUGAUACUCCAAAAUUGUAUUGUGGAGCAGAUGGGGAUUGGCUUGUGCCUCUUGGACGAUGUAUCUGCAGCGUAGGAUAUGAAGAAGUGGAUGGUUCCUGUCACGCUUGCAGGCCUGGAUUCUAUAAAGCAUUUGCUGGAAAUGUAAAGUGCUCCAAGUGCCCUCCACACAGUUCAACCUAUGUUGAAGCUACUUCAGUAUGUCAGUGUGAAAAAGGUUACUUCAGAGCUGAGAAAGAUCCACCAACUAUGGCAUGUACCCGGCCACCUUCUGCUCCCAGGAAUGUGAUUUUUAACAUUAACGAAACAGCUCUCAUGUUGGAAUGGAGCCCACCAAGCGAUACCGGAGGAAGAAAAGAUCUCACUUACAGUGUCAUCUGUAAGAAAUGUGGGUCAGAUGCCAGCCAGUGUGAAAUAUGUGGGGGAGGAAUCCGCUUCAUUCCCAGGCACACAGGUCUCAUCAACUCCUCUGUGACGGUGCUGGACUUCGUGUCACAUGUGAACUACACCUUUGAAAUCGAGGCCACGAAUGGCGUCUCGGAGUUGAGUUUCUCUCCCAAGCAGUUCACAGCUAUCACAGUUACCACAGACCAAGAUGCACCCUCCUUGAUAGGUAUGGUAAGGAAGGACUGGGCUUCCCAAAACAGCAUUGCCCUCUCCUGGCAAGAGCCGGACUUUCCCCAUGGAGCCAUUCUGGACUACGAGAUCAAGUACUAUGAGAAAGUCUACCCACGGAUAGCGCCGGCAUUUUGGCACUACCUGCGGGUAGAAGAGCAUGAGCAGCUCAGCUAUUCCUCCACAAGGUCCAAGGCUCCAAGUGUUAUCAUCACAGGUCUCAAGCCAGCCACCAAGUAUAUAUUUCAUAUCAGAGUCAGGACGGCAGCAGGAUACAGCGGCUAUAGCCAGAAGUUUGAAUUUGAAACUGGAGAUGAAAGUAACCCUUUUAAGCUUGCUGUUCCAUUGCCUGCUCCUUUUCCCACAUACCCUCUGAGACUGGAGACCAUCAGCUCACAGGAACUGCAGCGCUUCUGGAAAGCUUCUGAUAUGGCUGCAGAGCAGGGACAGAUUCUCGUGAUUGCCACUGCUGCUGUUGGUGGAUUCACUCUCCUGGUCAUCCUCACUUUGUUCUUCCUGAUCACUGGGAGAUGCCAGUGGUACAUAAAGGCCAAAAUGAAAUCUGAAGAGAAAAGAAGGGCUCAUUUGCAAAAUGGAAAUUUACGUUUCCCAGGAAUCAAAACAUAUAUUGAUCCAGACACAUAUGAAGACCCAUCCCUUGCUGUCCAUGAAUUUGCAAAGGAGAUAGAUCCUUCAAGAAUUCGUAUUGAGAGAGUUAUUGGGGCAGGUGAAUUUGGGGAAGUAUGCAGUGGACGUCUGAAGACACCAGGAAAAAGAGAGAUACCUGUUGCAAUUAAAACUCUGAAAGGUGGUUAUAUGGACAGGCAAAGAAGAGAUUUCCUGAGAGAAGCUAGUAUAAUGGGUCAGUUUGAUCACCCAAAUAUAAUUCGUCUUGAAGGAGUUGUUACAAAAAGAUCCUUUCCGACCAUUGGGGUGAAGUCUCUUUCGAGAUUCCUGAGGGCGGGAUUUUUAAAUAGCAUCCUGACCUCACAUCCAGUCUCAGGGGGUGGAUCUUUACCCCCCAGCAUUUCCUCUGGCAGACCAGUAAUGAUUGUAGUUGAAUACAUGGAGAAUGGAUCCCUUGACUCCUUUCUGCGGAAACACGAUGGCCACUUCACAGUCAUCCAGCUGGUGGGCAUGCUGCGGGGAAUUGCAUCUGGCAUGAAGUACCUCUCAGACAUGGGCUAUGUACACCGUGAUCUGGCAGCCCGUAACAUUUUGGUCAACGGCAACCUCAUGUGUAAAGUCUCCGACUUCGGUUUGUCACGGGUGUUGGAGGAUGAUCCUGAAGCUGCUUAUACAACAAGUGGUGGAAAAAUUCCCAUCCGGUGGACUGCUCCUGAAGCUAUAGCUUACCGCAAGUUCUCUUCAGCAAGCGAUGCGUGGAGCUACGGGAUUGUAAUGUGGGAAGUGAUGUCCUACGGUGAGAGACCAUACUGGGAGAUGUCCAACCAGGAUGUUAUACUGUCUAUUGAAGAAGGUUACAGGCUACCAGCUCCUAUGGGCUGCCCAGCUUCUCUUCACCAGCUCAUGCUUCACUGUUGGCAAAAGGAGAGGAACCACCGUCCAAAAUUUAGUGAUAUUGUCAGCUUCCUGGACAAACUGAUCCGCAAUCCAAGCACUCUUCAUACCCUAGUGGAGGACGUACUUGUAAUGCCAGAUUCACCUGGUGAAGUCCCAGAAUUUCCUUUGUUUGUUUCAGUUAGUGACUGGCUGGACUCCAUAAAAAUGGGUCAAUACAAAAGCAACUUCAUGGCAGCAGGUUUCACAACUCUGGAUAUGGUUUCAAGAAUGAGUAUUGAUGACAUUAGAAGAAUUGGAGUUGUACUCAUUGGACACCAGAGACGAAUAGUCAGCAGUUUACAGACUUUGCGGUUACACAUGAUGCACAUACAGGAGAAAGGAUUUCAUGUAUGAAAGUACUAGAAUCAACUGUGUUUUGUGCCUCAGCAUUUCUAAAACGAAAAAUAUUCUCAUUCUUCCCUUCUGCUUUUCUCAACUUCAAGAACUGCAGUCUCCUGGUUAGACUCCAAAAGUACUUCUACGUUAAUGCUUCCAAACUGGAAUUUUUAAUCACACUGCAUAGUUCCUCUGUCAGUUAUCUGCCAAUAAAAUCCUGACCUACUGCAAGACUUGCUACACAUUGAUGAAUAAUAACUCAGCAACUCAGCAUGGAUGUGUAACUUUGUAUAACAGUACUUGGGAAACUUUCACAAACUUACUGGAAAGUAGUAAUCCGUUUGGCCUGGUGUGGCUUCUUUAUCGAUGUAUUUAGAGUUUGCUGGUAGAUCAAAACGUAUUUGACUUCUUUCAUGUUCUGUGACCAUGUAACUUCCAAUACCAAAUGUGCAAUCAAGAAGUUUCACAUAAAUAUUUAUUUUAUCUUCUAAUUAAAUCAAAAUGUAUGGGUCCUAUGGUUAUAUUACUUUAUAAUAGUUUAAAUGCUGGUAAGCCGGUGCCUCAAAAUGUGAACAUUGUUUGCAAAAAUGACUGAUGAUUUUAUGUAGUGAAUUUUCAUUGUGUUGGAACUGGGAGGAUAGUGAGAAAUCUGGCUGAAGUCUUCAGGUCCUUGAUUCUGAAUUAUGUUAGCACUCGACACUUUUUAUGCUCUAAAUUUUAGGUAAGGUCAAAAUAUUUAUUCAGCCCUAGAUUUUUUAUUUUAUUUUAUUUCUAAUAGUCAGCAUUUGCCUCUAUUCCAUGGUAAAUUGUCACCGGAAGACUGGAUGUAAUGUUUCCAUAACUACAUGUAAAACAUGGUUGUCUGCUAUACUGUGGUCACAUAGACUUCAAAAAGUUUUCUGUUCCAAAAAUGUAGGCCUCCACAAGUUGAACUGUCAUUUCCACCAGUGGUAGUAGAUUUAGAGGGUCAAUCAUCAGUGGGGUGCUGGAGCAGAUCGGCCGUAGCAUCAUCCAAUUGAAGAUAAUGGUACAGCCACAAACUAAUGCUGGAAGUUACGCUCUGUGGUGUUCAGUUUUAUUAUACGUAGGCAGAAAAGGAGACAUAGGACAGCAGUGUAUUAAUAUGUUGCCUUGAGUCUACUUCUAACUGCUUUUAGAAGUGAAAAGCAGACUGCUGAAAUGGAGUUCUGGUUUCUGUGGGGGCCAGAUCUUCAUUUAGUACAAGUUUCGAAACAAUAUCAAAGAUAAUUACUUUUAGAACUCUUCAAUAGCCAUAUUUACAUGCAAGAAAAAUGGCUGCAAAGGCCUAACAUAAUAUUUAUACCUCUGUAAGAUUUACAGCUUUCAUGUUUUAUUCAUGCAACUUACACAGAUGUGCUGGGCUACAUUUCCAAACUUUUGCAUGAGAUAUGUGCUGCUAGAAAUUGGGACACGAGCGCAUGUCUGCGAUCUGGAGAAUUCACACGCAGAUCUGCAUGCAUGUCACAUGUAAACUGGGUUUUUGUUAAUUUAUGCAUAGUUUGGAGGACAUUCUCAAGUUACAUGGCAUUUCAAUAUACUUAAAGAUUACAAAUCUUCAGUUAAAUGGCGCAUUUGGGUAAUUACUAUAAUAUAUUUGUAUAUCAAAAUGAAUUAACUACAUUAUGUAAUCAUAAUGAUAUUUAGUGCUUAAUUUACAGCUUGUAAAUCAAAUUGUAUUUCCUGACUCUCAGAAAGGCUACUGUUGUAUGCUGGUGGCAAAGAAGGAAAAGCAGAAAGCAACUCAAAAAAGAUUAGGCUUCCAGCUGGUUCACAAAGUUAAGACAUGCUAGGCCUGAUUCACUGUUGUUACCUUAUGUUAGAAUAAUUUCAUUAAUUUAAAUGGAUACAAAUAGUGAACUGCAGAAAUUUUUCUUUCUUCUGUUAAAAAAACAAAAACAACAAAACAACAAAUUUAAAUGAAGAAAAAGUUUUCUAAAAGUAAGUAUUCACCAGUGUUCUAUGAUGUCAAGUUGAUAAGCAUGUUUAAAGAGGGGCAGUGCUAGUCUUAUUUUAGCUACAAAUUUUAUCAACAUGGGUAGUCCCACUGACCUCAGACUGAUACAUUCUGCCCCAAUUCCAAAUCUGAGUUUUUAGGACUUUUUUUUUUUUUUUUUUUUUUUUUUUGCAAGGGUGCCCUUAGAGAAAUAAAAUCAUGCCUACCUUAAGCCUUUUAAAAAACCAACAUCACAGAGUAAUUUAAGAUUUGUUUUUUCUUUAUUAUUUCACAGAAUCACAGAAUCACCCGGGUUGGAAGGGACCCCAAGGAUCAUGUAGUUCCAACCCCCCUGCCUAGCAGGGCCACCAAACAUACACAUUCAGAUCAGGUUGCCCAGGACUCCGUCCAACCUGGCCUUAAACACGUCCAAGGACGGGGCAUCCACAACCUCCCUGGGCAGCCCGUUCCAGGGCCUAACCACUCUCCUAGUAAAGAACUUCCCCCUAACAUCCAACCUAAAUCUUCCCUCCUUCAACAUCCUUCAUUUCAUUUCCUAGUAUGCCAGUCAUUGCUUUUAUGGCCAUUAAUGUGACAUCUGUGAAAGGAGGCUGUCACGUUUGAAUUUAUUACUGAAGAGAUAUGAGUCUGUUAUUUGUUAAUAGAGUUUCAAAAUUGCUCAUAACUAGACCAGACCAUAAAUGUGCACUUUUAAAUUCUUGUUUGAAAAUUUAUUCAUUCUUGGUAGUGCGUACACAAAGCUGUACAUUACAUGAACACAACCUGGUUAUACUUCAUGGAAAUUAAUUUCCAAAUUUAUCACGCUACUGAAAAUAUAUUUUCAAAUAAUAUAUAAUAACAAUAUAAAAACAUUUAUUAAUCAGAUCUAUUUUUUAUAUGAAUAAGAAUUUGGGUAACCAGAAAGAAAAGAAGAAGGGAUUUCAAUGAGACCGUUUAUUAAAAACAUUAUAAAUGCAGGAUUUUUGGGGGGUUUAUAUGGUUUGUGCUUUUUGUUUUGGUGGUGCAAUAUGACACAUUUAUAAUAGUUGUUCUGAUCAAAUUUACAUUUAGUCCAUUUUGGAAACAUUUGAUUCGCUCUUGUUAUGUUUCUAACCCUACUCUUCCAUUUUAUUCAGCACAAAGGAAAGUGCUACCAUUACGGCUGUUUAUAUUUUUGUUCAUUCAAAAACAAGAACAAAAAAACUUUUUUCAAAUUGUUUUUUCAAAUGUGAGCUGAAUUCUGUGCAAGCCACAAGUGUAAAUGUGAAAUUCAAGCAACUUUCUUUAUUGCAGGGAAUACUUACUUCAGGUGAAAAUUAUACCAUUUAAUUAACCUGUAUAUCGUAGUGUGCAGUUACUGAUUAAAUUUAACAAAUUCAAGUAAAUCUGGAAAUCUGCUUUUGAAAAUCUGGCCGACAUUGCACGGUGUUUCAUGACUAAAAGUACUCAUUGAAAAUUCAUGAAAUAAAGACUGCAUGAUAUACAAGCCCCCUAAAAAUUGAUUAAAAUGUGGACAUAAGGAAAUAGUUCCAAGCUUGUUAUUUACAAGUGAUAUCCAUGCGCAGGCUUUUCUAACAGGUGUGGUAGUCAUGCAUCUAGAACAAAUCCAUCUGUACUGUUACCACUACCUGGGUACAAGUUAAGUCUUCAGAAGAUAGUUUUAAUGAGGGCCUUUGUCUGCUGGGCAGGAAAACUGGGUUAGCAUCUCUUGGUCAAUAAGUGCACUACCCAGUUGUCCAUCAUAUGUCAACCACUGUGCUUCCUAAGUUGACUGACAAGCAGCUUAGAUAUUCAUUGCAGCCAAGUGGGUCAGUCAUCAGUCUAACAUGGAAACUCAGGCCAUCCCCACCUGAUGGAAACUCAGAACCCCGAGACCUAUUAGGGGGAAAUUUUUUCUCACCUAACUUUGGAGGUGUGCAUUUGAGCUAGUCAUCUUAGGUUCCAUUUAAUUAGUGAAGAGAACAGGGCCCUUGUAGUAUUCACAUAGUGAUAAAUGUCAUCUGACAGAUGUAAUCAUUAACUUUUGGGUGAGAAGAAAUGUGCCAAACCAGCACUUGAGACAAAAUGACUAACUCAGCUUAUAGAAGUAGAGAAGGAAGCAUAGGGGCAUGGAAUGGCUGGGGUUGGAAGGGACCUUAAGGUUCAUAAAGCUCCAACCCACCUGCCGCAGUGGCUGCCAACCUCCAUAUCUAAUACCAGAUCCAGGCAUCUGUUCUUAAUCUUGUGCACUGAUUGUAUCUAGUCAUCGUGCUGAACCUCUGAAAAAGAGAGGACACCAUGUGUAAUGCUGAUGUUGACAUUAAGUGUGUAACAGCAGAAUGUCUGUCCAAUGAAAGCUUAGGUGCGUGCUAUGCUUUAAUACAUCAGCAUCAGGCUAUCUUACAGUUGGAAAUAGUACACUCAGCAAGUAAUUCAAGUAACUUAAUUGCUCUGGACAAAGCAUUCUGUGUCAGAAGAUGGUUUAUUCUGACACAGGAUUCAAACUGUACCACUUAAUUUUUGUAAUUUAAGACUCGCUAUUCGUUUUCCAUUUUUAUACAUACGCUGAACCUAAUUCUGAGCUCCAUGAAGUUCUUUUUCAAUGCAGAUUCACCUUUUAUAGUAACAAAAUAAUAUUAAUGAAAAGAAUUUGGUCUAUUGCAUCUUCUAAGAAAAGUAUUAGAAAUUGAAAUACUUCAUUUAUCAUGGCAUUUGUGCAUGGUUGAAGAGUAUUGUAUUGUGUUAAACAGGUUUCUUUCGGAAUGCCCUUGCUCCCUAACUGUAAUUGAUCUUUCCUGAGCAAAUUGCAAAAAUAUUUUUUUUUCUUUAUUAGUAGUACUAUUUUUUUGAAAGAAUAAGGAAGAGAUCUGUUAAGUUGGGCUAACACCAAGUACUACAGUGAUCUUGAAAUCUCUCAGAGAGACAAAUGAAUCAGUACUGAAAAGGGGGAAAAAAAUCUAAGAAGGUUAGAAUAAGGUGAAAGAAAACUUUCUAUAUCGUGCCAAGGAGUUCUAACAAAAACAAAGGAAAUGGCACAAAAACAGUUCCAUGUAUUUAGAGUCCACAGAUCUCUUCUACCAUCUCAUCUGUGAAUGCUACGGUUGUAUAUAGAUCCUCAGAUUAUGGACUAGGACAUACUGAGUACAUAGUGGAUAUAAAAAAUAUGUGGAUGUGUAUAUAAAGAAUUGUAAAUAUAAUGUAUAUCAUAAUGCCUGAGAUUUUUCAAGCGUACAUAAAUUAAUUAUCUGGCUCUCAAUAAUGGUAAUAGGGUUGAUCUUCUCCACUGGCACUUAAAAUUGUUAACUUCCCAAACUUCCUUGGCUUGUUAUCUGGAAAAUGGAUGACAGCCUCUCUCUUCCUCCCUUCACAGGCAGAAAAAAAAAGAAGAAAAGAAAAAGAAAGAAAGAAAAAAGCUUUCUUAGUUCAAUGUAGUCCAUGCUUAUAAAAAGUUUGAGUACCUCUGUUGAAGUCACCAAAGAUGAACAGUAUAUAAAUGAUUUUCUUUUAAAUAAUCUUUUAUCGACUCUUUUGAGGUGAAAAUAGAGGAAAAAUUCAAGGGAAUGUAAGUAAUGAUUUGCCAGUAUAUACUAUAAAAAGAUAUGUUGAAUUUUAGAAAGGAAAAACAAAAAAAGAUGAAUGUAAGAACAGAAGGCUAAAAAUAAGUAGGUUAAAAUAAAUUUCCAUAUUUUAUAUGUGAAAUAACACCAGUUCACAUCGUGAAUCCUAUUUGUGUGCAAAUUUCUUUGAAUAUUCUACAUCAGUAUUUCCUACUCUCCUUUCACACAGGAGAUUUCACAAGUACAUCUCUCUUCCACAAGGGGUUAACAUAUUGUCUGAUUUUUCAUACCUGUCUAAUUAAACUGAACUUAAUAAGGCUAAGUCGUGGCACUGAAGAUAUGGAAAAGUGUAUUAAUAAGAUCAAUGUCAGAAGCAUUUCAAGCUUUCACCUGUUAUGCUUUGUUCAUGCCCCAAAUUUUCAACUGUGUCUCAGUAUCCAAGAGUACUUGACUAGUUGGUAACUAAACGUGUGUCCCAGAAAUAACGUAUGCAGUGUACCAUGUUCAGAAACACCUGAAUAUGUAAAGAGUUCAGUGCUUGUGUGGCUGAAUUCAGAUAAAGAGGCUGACUAGAAAUUGAACUAUUUACAUGAGCAGGGUUAGGCACAAAAUGCUUGCAAAUCCAAGCCCUUAUAGUAUAUUUGUAAGGAAGAAUGAGAUAACAUAAUUUUGUCCUUUUUACAUUCAGUUCUACAUAUGGUUCCCUUGAGAGUUCACCAUAUUUGUUGUUACUAUGAGAAAACCUCCUGCUUCACACAAGUUUUGGGGAAUAUUCAUCUCUAACAUGGAAGCUGAUUGCAACUUCAUAAAUACUAAUACUUCUCAUUAUUGACAACUCAGUGAAGAACUGCUAAGAAGCACAUAGAUAAGGCAAAACCCUGGGAAUGAUAACUCAAAAUCUCAAAGAAAUCUACCUGUCUGUAUUGUGAACUUUGCGGUGCCUGGAGCCUUGUGUGGAGAGUAACCUUACCGCUAGAAUCUGGAAAAUCAGAUUUGGGGAACGUUUGCAUUAGAAUCCAGUUAUUUAUUUCUGAUUGUGAAAAAUUGCCCAUUGAAUCAAUAAAGGGAAUAUUUUCAUAGUGUCAGCUCAGCAAAAGGCUCUGAGUGUCCCCUAGAGCAGUGACCAAAUAAAUAAAUAAAACUAUUUGCUGGUUUUCCAGGGUCCAGCCAAUGAUAAAGAAAAAAAGUACAGUUGUCAUAAUUCAGGUUAGAACUUCCAGUAGACACAGUUUUAUUUUCUAAACAUAUAACUGAAGGACUAAUUUCUCUUCUUGUUGCAUAUUGGCUUUUUUGAGAAGAGCCUAAAAAAACAGUAUAAGGAGAGCUGUCCAACUAAGUGCUGCUUACGCAUCAAAUUUUCAGUUCCUUCCAGACCGAGUUCUACGUGACAAUGAGAAGCAAAAAAGAAAAAGCAAAGCAAGAACAUCUUUUAUCAGGCUGAAUUCUUUGAUUCAUACAACUUACAUCGCCAUCUCAUUAAGUGCUAUAUAAGAUUAGAUGAAAAAGACAAAAAUUGUAGCCAAUUUUUCAAAUCUAUAGAUUCUUUUAGUUACUAAAUGACAACUUCACAAUUACAUUUUUGUCUUGAGAAGGUUUUGCUCUAGAUUACCUAUUGUUUUCACAUUCUGAUGAAGGAUUUUAAUAUAUAUAUAUUUUUUAUUAAUUCCAGAGACAAUUAGGUAAUUGUGUGAGGAAUUAGUUUCAUUGUUUCAUAGGCACUGUUCUGUAGUGGUUUAGGAGUUUGAUACUGGCUUCAUUGUCAGUAAGAUCAGGCCCUAUCUUAUAGAGACUGUUGUUGGACUCAGCUUUCCUAAUAAAUUCUCCCUUUCUGCAUUUUACUACUGCCACAAUUGAUUUGCUGUUGGAAAACCAACAUUUAUCAGUAUGCAUGCUGUCUUGUCAUUCAAAUGUAUUACUAAAACAUUAUACGAGUUUUAAUUUCUUUCUUCAGAGUUCCAGGUUGAGAUUAGCUUGAUCAUUUGAGGCAUGAGCCAAAAUCACUUAAAUCCGUAAGUAGCUAUCAAUGGACUGUAGUAAGGUUUUGGACCAAGGGUUUCCAAAGAUUUACAUGGAAUGGAUGGCCUACUUUAAUAAGGGGAAAGAGUGCACUGAUCUUAAAAGACAAUGCUGCUACCUCAGGAAUAUGUCAAAAAAGACUAUGGUUACCUUCAGUGUGGUGCAAACAAGAUACAAAACACACUUGCUGUUUUAUCUGGAAUGAGUUACCAUCACUGAGUUUGGAGUAAGUAAAACAAACAUAGUAAUCUAACAGAAUUGUAAUAGAAAUGGUUUUCUUUCUUGGGUAUUUUCCCAAAGUCCUGGAUUUAAAUCCAGGAUAAAACCACCUUCCCCAUCAUCAAAGAAUACAACUUCUAUCUGCAGGAUUUGCCUCUCCUUUCUUCUUUAACAUGCAGCAUUAUACAGUAUGAUCUCCCCUUCAUGAUAGCAGUUCUCGCUGUUUUCCACUUUGAACAAACUCUGUUUCACAUUCCUAGUGCAAUGCAGUGUAAAGGUCUGAUAUUUGCCCGUUAAUUAACGGCACAGCAGUAAAUAAAAUAAAUAAUGCCCUCCUAGUCAUACUAUUUACUGGACUUUUUCAUUAAUUCUAUAUUUCAAGAAAACUAUGCUACUAUAAAAUACCCAACACAUAAACAUAAACAUUUUAAAACUUAUGGGCAUGAUUCUGUAUCAGCCUAUCCCCAAGAAAUAGUUAGGUUUGAAUUGGUCAUAUAUGUUUUUAAUGUCAUAUCUUCUACAGCCAUUUCUUUUUCUGACUUGCCUCCAUGAGGAAGAAAGCUAUUUCAGACAGGAGUGGGAAGAGUUGUUUAUUGGUUAAAUGGUGAAAGAAUUGGACUCAAUCGGUAUUUCAGUAUCUUUUAUUCUUACCUAAGGCCAUGGUUCCGAUGUCAAAAUUCCCUUAUGGUAUCAGUUACAUCAUACAUGGUGCUGCCAUGAUUGAAAACCCAAAGACUAACGAAAGAGGCUUGCUCUUGUUUGGUGCAGUACAACUCCUAUAGACUUCAGUAACAAAAGCAGGUACUCUGCACUCCUCAGGAUUGCUUCUGCAAUUUAACAAGGAAAAAAAAAGGCUUAAAAAAGAUCAUAUGAAACUAUAUUUACUGAAUGGCAAUUGCUUGUUUUCUGGCAAAUCAGACUUCAUUGACCAAGUUAGUGUCAACAGGAGAAGGAAAAAAAAAACAAAAACAGAAACAAAAACAAAAUGAGAAAAAUAUUUGCUUACCUUCCAAAAAUCAGCUUUUAUUUCUCUUGGGACACAAUGUGGUCAGUAUGUCUUCUCAGGAUAGCUUCUAUUUCUCUGUGUUGGUUUUAAACGUAUAUCAAUUAAAGGAGUUUUGAUCUCUUCUGUGAAAUUAGAUUGUACACAACUGAAUAUGACUGCUCUUCAUAGUCCGCUGUUCUAGCAUAGCCAUAAAAUGUAUCAGUGUAUGUGUAUAUAUGAAUAACUAUUUGAUGAUGGACACAUUGUAUAUUUAAGCAGCCAUGUCAAAGUUUUAAAGGUAGAUGGCUUCAAACCUAACAGUAUAAUCAUACUUGCAAAACAUUUUACAGACAAACCAUGGCCUCAGCUCAGAUCUCAUAUCCUUAUCCGUAUCCUCCAGAAACCACUCUUUCUUUCAAGACCCCAGAUCACAGUUGUUUUUCAGCUGCUUUUUUUAUUCUCACGAAGAUAUAUUUGAAUAAUGAUGACUACCUGUAAGUGAAUCUUCACCAUCCAUCUCACAGAAAAGCAACCUUGGCACUGUGCCUCUGAGUUGUAUCUUCAUCAGUCUGAACCUGUGUCGCAUUGCACACAGCAGGCAAGAUCUACUAAUUCUGAGAGACUGAACAUUCCAUAGCUGGUACUGUGACUGCCCCACUGUUCAGAACAACCUUUUUUUUUUCAUGCAGUUUAUCUCCCACACACGCUCCGAGCACAUUUUUUCUUUCUGUCUUUUAGCCAGUUUAUAACAGUGUUGCAGGAAUAGCCAUGAAAUAGAAACCUUAAUAUACUGAUUUUGCAGACCCAAGGGGAAUUCACAUUACAAGUGAAGUUAUUAUUUUCUGAAAAGUGGCGUUACCAUUUUUUAAUUCUAUUCCUAUGAUAAUACGAUGUUCCAUGUAAAUUCUCAUGUGCUGGCAUGCCUACAAGUUAAUAGUGUGAUAGAAUGCUCAGCUCUCAACAUUAGAGUGUUUUUAAGGUGAAUUGCAUUACAUAUACCAUCUCUUUGCAGAAAGAAUAUGGGGUUUGGCAAAGCUACCUGCUGAGCAACAUAAUAAGAUUUUUGUACAAAGUACAAGUUACUGAUUAUUAUUGUAUUUUAUUUUUCUAUGAUUUCCUAAGAGGCAUUAUCAGGUCUUACAGAUGGGGUAAGCCUGUUUAUUAAGAUAUUUAUUAGCAAAUAAAAGUUACAGUACUGGUGGUUAUUUUUGAGUUAAUGGUGUUUGUUUUGCCUUAGGUUAUUAAUAUACUGAUACACAGUGAAGCCUGUCAUAUAUGAUCAUGCAAAAGAAAAAAGGAAAAAAACAGCUGCUUAACACAGGGUGGUGUACUAAUAAAGAUG
Messenger RNA from Lagopus muta (rock ptarmigan), 13374 nucleotides. RefSeq names its product EPH receptor A6 (gene EPHA6). Gene Ontology annotation, cellular component: plasma membrane; neuron projection. The coding region runs from base 83 to 3340 and encodes 1085 amino acids. The transcript is spliced from 20 exons. Gene Ontology annotation, biological process: protein phosphorylation; axon guidance; cell surface receptor protein tyrosine kinase signaling pathway. NCBI's taxonomy places the organism in Eukaryota, Metazoa, Chordata, Aves, Galliformes, Phasianidae. Gene Ontology annotation, molecular function: transmembrane-ephrin receptor activity; protein binding; ATP binding. The record is from RefSeq and is a predicted model, not a curated record.